Messenger RNA from Kogia breviceps (pygmy sperm whale), 365 nucleotides. NCBI's taxonomy places the organism in Eukaryota, Metazoa, Chordata, Mammalia, Artiodactyla, Physeteridae. The record is from RefSeq and is a predicted model, not a curated record.
UCGCAGGAUUUAAUUCAUCAACUAGAAUUUUUGCUGAAGAGGGUUUGAAGCUUGCUGCAAGUGUGCAAGUUUUCUCAAAACAGCUGAAAGAUGAUGAUAAGCUUAUGCUUCCCCUGGAAAUGAACAAGCUUGCUCUUCUAUGCCACCAGCUCCAGACAGCAACUACGACACCUUUGCAGAAUCAAGUGUUUCUAAAGGUUGAUCAGAGUAUUACAAAGACAAGAGGCAUAAUGGCUAUUUUCAUCCAACUUCUCUCGUUUUGCUAUGAACUGCUGAAGAAGCUUCAAGUGGAAAACCACCGAUGGAUCUCAGAUAGAAAUAAAGAUUCUGUGGACAGUAAAACUUGAGAAGCUCUUGCGGUCAGA